CGCCCGGCCUGCUCCGUCACUUCCGGCCGCGCCUGCCCGCCCGCGCCUGCGCACUGCGGCUCCCUCUUCGCGUCGGCGCCGGGGGAAGAUGGCCAAGCGCACCAAGAAGGUCGGGAUCGUGGGUAAAUAUGGGACCCGUUACGGUGCGUCCCUUAGGAAAAUGGUGAAGAAGAUUGAAAUCAGCCAGCAUGCCAAGUAUACCUGCUCUUUCUGUGGCAAGACCAAAAUGAAGAGGAAGGCUGUGGGUAUCUGGCACUGUGGGUCAUGCAUGAAGACAGUUGCUGGUGGUGCCUGGACUUACAAUACCACCUCUGCAGUGACAGUCAAAUCUGCUAUCAGAAGACUGAAGGAAUUGAAAGACCAGUAGAAGCUACUUCCUGUUCUCCUUGUGAAACAUCCUUUUUUUCUCCACUGUCAAGAUCUGUCCUUUUACCAAUAAAAGGGUGAUAAUGGA
Molecule: messenger RNA, 454 nt
Organism: Corvus hawaiiensis (hawaiian crow)
Lineage: Eukaryota; Metazoa; Chordata; Aves; Passeriformes; Corvidae
Gene: RPL37A
Product: ribosomal protein L37a
Exons: 4
Coding region: 89-367 (92 amino acids)
Biological process (GO): translation
Cellular component (GO): ribosome
Molecular function (GO): structural constituent of ribosome
Source: RefSeq, a predicted model, not a curated record